CUGUGGGCUACUUGUUGCUGUUACGCACGCGACGCGCAGGGCAACCCAGCGCCGGAUUUUGCUAGCGCUCCGUGACGCCUACUACUACGCAAGGACACCGUGCAACUUAUAACUGCCGCGCGCACGCCGCUGCAACACAAUGAGGAGAUCAAGGCAACGCUGCGCGGCCCUCGUCGUGAUAACCUGCGCGAGCGCCUACCUCCAACCCAGAUCAACAAAAAGAACAACAGCACUGCACGCGAAAGAACCUUUACUGAGAAUAGGUCAUGGGUAUGACAUCCACCGCCUCGACACGCGAGAAGAGGCCGGCCAGCCCAUCGUCAUCGCGGGCGUGCGCUUUGAUGGGAGCGAAGGACACGCCCCAGAUUUCGAAUUAGGCUGCGUGGCACAUUCGGAUGGAGACGUCAUCUACCAUUCUGUCGUCGAUGCCAUCCUCGGAGCACUGACGAUGCCCGACAUCGGCUGCCUCUUUCCCGACAACGAUCCCCGAUUGAAGGGCGCCGAUUCGUCGAUCUUCAUGGAGGAGGCCUACAAGCGCAUGACCGAUAGAGGGUAUCGGCUGGGCAACUGCGACGUCACGCUAAUCUGCCAAAAACCAAGAGUGAACGUGGAUGCGGUGGGCGGCGGUUUAGUGAAGGAGAAGAUGGUCGGGAACGUGGCGGAGUUGCUGCACACUGAUGUUAGUAUGGUCAACGUGAAGGCUCGAACGCACGAGAAAGUCGACUCCGUCGGCGAAUGCCGGGCGAUCGAGUGCCACGUCGUGCUCACGCUGGAGCGAGAGGACUAAGUAGGUUACUCUAGUUUGUCAAACGGCGGCGUAGUGGUGGCGCACGCUGUCGCCGCCGCGCUCGCUCGCGAAAACCGAGUAUUGACUGGCUCCAGGCUCCAGGUUACUCGGGAGGGGUAGGGGGAGUAC
Messenger RNA from Pelagomonas calceolata, 916 nucleotides. The record is from the annotation of a GenBank genome assembly. NCBI's taxonomy places the organism in Eukaryota, Pelagophyceae, Pelagomonadales, Pelagomonadaceae.